This is a messenger RNA of Psylliodes chrysocephalus, 1080 nucleotides long. NCBI's taxonomy places the organism in Eukaryota, Metazoa, Arthropoda, Insecta, Coleoptera, Chrysomelidae. The record is from the annotation of a GenBank genome assembly.
UAGCAUGUGGCGCGGAUGAACGCAGCCUUUAUGAUUUCUCUCUUAUUCCUAUAUGUCAACUGUCGUUUCAAAAAGUGUAAACAAAAAACCAGAACCAGAAAAACUAAAAACUGCUAAAUAAUAUUUUUAGGUUAUUAUUUUAUUAUAACACAUGAGCCCAGAAUAAUUUAAAUUUUGUAAUAAUUUUUCAUUGACAAUUUUAUGUGAUUACUAAUUCUAGAAUGGCGGAACAGUAUAAAUCGUUACAUCCAAUAAAAUACUAUAGAGAUUACUUAGCACAUGGAAUUCGUCCUGAUGGUAGAGAAUUUAAUAAGUUUAGACCAAUUCUACUUAAUGUGGGAUCAAUAGAUACAGCAGAUGGAUCUGCUAUUGCCAAAGUAGGCAAUACUACUGUUGUGUGUGGGAUUAAAGCAGAACUUUGUAAACCUAAACCCGAUGCACCAAAAUGUGGCUUUCUGGUUCCAAAUUUGGAGCUACCUCCACUUUGUUCUCCCAAAUUUAGACCAGGACCUCCAAGUGAUCAAGCACAAGUUCUGACACAACUUAUAGCAGAUAUUAUAGAAAAUUCCAAAUGCAUCGAUUUAAAUGAUUUAUGCAUUUUUCAAGAUAAGUUAGUGUGGUGUCUCUUUGUUGAUUUUGUAUGUUUAGAUUUCGAUGGAUCAGUCGUAGAUGCCUGUAUUGUUAGUUUAUUAGGUGCUUUAAAAACAGCUAAAUUACCAUUUGUUGAAUAUGAUCCUGCUUUAGAUAAUAUACAAGUAAAUAUGGAGGAAAGAAAACAUAUAAAAGUGCAUAGUACACCUGUUUCUACAACUUUUGCAGUAUUUGAUGAUAAAGUUAUUCUAAAAGAUCCUACCCAGGAAGAAGAAAAUUUGUGUUCUGGAAUUUUAACUGUGGUUUUUAAAGAUGAUGAAUUAUGUUGUGUUCAUAAGCCUGGAGGCAGCCCAUUAACCCAAGAAGAAUUGUCUCAGUGCAUAGAGGAAUCAAAGGAGAGAACACUGUUUAUUAAAAGGUUAAUAGAUACGGCUGUAUAAGAUGAAAUAAAUUGUUAUAUUUUUAUAUAAAUACAAAUUAGAAAAAUCA